AUGUCAUUCUUUCAAUCUUUUCAAAAAUAUACCCCCUUGAGCCAGAAUCCAACCAGCGAUGGUGCCCCAUUGCCUCCUCCGGUAACACAACCGGGCUCUUCCCACUCCUUCAAAACUAGGCUCCAAAAGCUAAAUCCCUUCCGCAGUCAAUCAGUGUAUCUAGAAGAUGAUGACAACUACGUCACAUCUGAGCCAGGUAUGUUUGAAUUAUCCAGAUGGGACAGAAUGCUAGUGUUUGCAUUGUGUUUUGCCGGUGCACUUUGUUGUUGGCUUAUAUGUAUCUUUUUGUUCCCUGUCUUGAGUUUGAAACCAAGGAAGUUUGCUUUACUUUGGUCAUUGGGACUGAUCUUCUUCCUUAUCAGUUUUGGCGUCUUACAAGGAGCGCAGGCUUAUUUGUUGCAUUUGUUCUCAUCAACGAGAAUCAUUUUUACGAUUGUGUUUGGUGCAAGCAUAAUCUUGACGUUGAUCAGCAGUUUAAGCUUGAAGAGUACCUUGUUGUCAAUAAUAUUUGCUGCAAUUCAGUUGGUGGCUGCGUUAUGGUACACUGUGAGUUAUUUCCCCUUGGGCCGACAAACACUCAAUCUCGCAGGCGGUGUUGCUAGGGGCCAAGUGGAAAACUGGAUCAAUUCGUAA
This is a messenger RNA of Lodderomyces theae, 633 nucleotides long. RefSeq lists its product as uncharacterized. The transcript has a single exon. Bases 1 to 633 code for a protein of 210 amino acids. Lineage: Eukaryota; Fungi; Ascomycota; Pichiomycetes; Serinales; Debaryomycetaceae. Gene Ontology annotation, cellular component: membrane. The record is from RefSeq and is a predicted model, not a curated record. Gene Ontology annotation, biological process: vesicle-mediated transport.